Molecule: messenger RNA, 3158 nt
Organism: Aethina tumida (small hive beetle)
Lineage: Eukaryota; Metazoa; Arthropoda; Insecta; Coleoptera; Nitidulidae
Exons: 12
Coding region: 333-3107 (924 amino acids)
Biological process (GO): cilium assembly
Cellular component (GO): ciliary basal body; ciliary tip; centriole
Source: RefSeq, a predicted model, not a curated record
GGCCACCAGUAAAUUCGAAGAAAACAGAUGAAGGAAAAGACUCAGGGUCACGAGGAGUUCUUAAAAUAAUGUGUAAAAUUUUUCCGGUGGAAGUUGUCACGAUGGCACGUAAUAUCACCGACGAAGGAAGGGAAGCCGAGAUUUAAAAAGUAGGCCGCCAAUAUAACCGCAUAGAGACACGCAACUCGGCAUUAUUACGGGCAACAUGCAAAUUUUGACGUUCCCGUUGUAACAAUUUGAAUAUCGAUUUUUCUUUAUCCCGGCGAAUAUAUUUUUAAUGUCGCUUUCUAGUUGGGUGCCAGUUCUGUCCGGAUGCGCAUCUUCCUGCAUCGAUGCAUCAAAUUAGCACCUGCACGUCCAACUUAACGAAAGAAGAUUUGGCUGGAAUCUACAAAACUCUUGUUACGUUUUUGAAAAAUCAACGAUUUUAUGAGACAUGCAACGCGUUUCAAAAAGAUGCCGGUUUGUCUGGGGAUGAGUUUUCACAAGUCUCCAGCAAGGCUGUCUUUUUGAAACCGUCCGAGGAAGACUAUGAACGAGUGGAAGUAAGAAUCGACGAGGAAAGUGGGGAUUCUAAGGUGCAGGAUGAUGGACCACCACCUGAGUACAGCAAAAUUAACAAGUGUGACAUUCAAGACGACAAUAAAUUGGAUGAUUUCGACAAGUUAAAAAUGAAAUUCGAAGUGCUGCAACAAGAGUACAAGAAACUGAUGGGUGUAGCAACGGAAUUAACGUGUGCACUUCACAGCAACGUUUUGGGUCAAACGGAACACAUGAACAAAACAUUGGACGCCUGCAAAAACAUUUAUCCGGAAUUGUUUGCGAAUGUGUCCAACACACCAAGUGGAUCGUCCUCGAUAACGACCAGAGAGAUUAAAGAACGACUCGCACCUUUCAACGCCAGCGACGAAUACUUCAACAAGUCUUUCGAUAAAUCGGAUCAAUCGAAUUGCGCCCUAACCGAAGACGUCAAAGAUAAUACAAAGAUGGGGGAGGUAACGGUAUCAUCUCCCCCCAAUUUAGAAGCAGAUGUAGAUAAUGGAGUACUAAACACAUCAAGAGACGUGUCCAUAACAACUUUACGGUCCCUCAGUCCAAUGCAAACCGAUUCGGGUUUAUUAAACGAAAUGUUCGGGGGAAACACUCUUAACGUCGUACAAGCUGAAAACGAAAAGAAAAUUGAUAAUUUAAACCGCGACUGUUCCGCCAGAGUGAACGCGAAAGAGAUUGUUGAGGAAGUUUUCAGCCAAGCAGUGACCGAAGCCGACAACACACAUUCUAAAUCCUCCGACCUGAAUGUGACAGGCUACUUUCUGUCGAACGAAGACGUGCUCGAUCCGUUUAUGAUCAACGGCGAAAAAAGAUCCGAGUCGUUUGUCUAUCUGUACGACGAGAACGUCGAAGUAGCCAGGACGAGGGACAAAUCGACGGAAGUAGUUUCCAACGGGGAAUCCCGCACUUCUUAUAUGUUUGACGGAUUCACUCUGAAAACGGACACCGAAGUUACGUCCGAUGAAAUGGAUUCUGUCGUCCGGAAUGGACUCGAUCCAAGAUUACUGAAAACUGAACAAGAAUCUAUGUGGGCAGAUCUCAAUUUUUACCUCAUCAAGCAGGACCUGCUCAAGUCAAAAACGUCCCACAGGAAGAGUCUGAUGAAAUCGCUUAGAUUGAUAUUGACUGUAAACACGUUGACAGACAGAGAUAAAAUUAUGACCAGUUACAUCACUCACGACUUGUUGAUGUUGGGGGAGAACAAAAACAUGAUUGAGAUAUUUUUAAACGACGCAAACGUUUCGAUUCAGGAGAGCAUGCUGAAAUUUAUAAACGCAAUUGCCUCGUUAAAUUUGGGACGGCAGUAUUUAUCUACAGGGAAGUGUCGCUGCAUCAAGAAAAUUCUGUUGCCCACCAUCCUCAACGAGCAACGCCCUCCUUCGAACGUAAAGUUUGACAUGCUGAUUGCGACCUUGCAGAAACUGAGUCUUGAAGGUUCCGUGAGAGAAAUCAUGAUCGGAUCGGGCACUUUCGAGUACCUCCUCGAAUACUGCGUCUCGGUGCCGGCGGCCUUCCUCUCAGACUAUCGCUGGGAGUUUGUGACCGCGUGGUUGAUGAACCUGUCUCUAGAGCAGGAGGUGUGGGAGUUGUGCGCCAACCAUCGCAAUUGCACCUUGAAAGUGGUACGCAUCGUAACCGUUAUUUUGGACAACGGCAAACUGAACUGUCUGCCGUAUCUUAUAGGGAUGAUGUACACGUUGCUUGCGCAUCCGCACAUCAAUCGGGAUGCGAGGCUGUGCGGACUGCAGGAAGUCCUGCUCCAACACGUCGAUGACCAAUGUUUGGAUAACAACAUCAAAAGGCAACUAGAACAUAUAGUUCGGUCACGAUUGAAGGGAGAUGUGGACUUUGGGAAGCUGAAGAACGACAUUUUACUGAGCCAUCAACCACUGGACAAUGAAGAUUUGCUGCAGCCUGUUGAAGGUGACAGCGACCACCUGUUGACCAAAGACUUUUCCAUGUUGGAGUCGUACAAAAAAGGCUUUUCCGGCAAAUCUAAUCUGUCUACAUUAAUGUCGACGGAAACGGUACCUCCAACAAAACCUCCCUGCCCCAAGCAGAAGACGGCUCAUUCAAAUCCGAUAGUGUUCAAGAGUGGCACCAAUUACAACAAGGCAUCCACCACUCCCAUCGUCAUGAAGGACAAAAUCAUUAAGAACUUUGAAAAGCAAAAGAAGAAGGUGAAAAAGUUUGGACUGACUGGGCCAUCUCCGCUGUGUUACAUGGAGAUUUGUUACAAGCUUGGUGACACCAGAGCACCUUGCGACUGUGCAAAGUGUUCUGGGGGCAACAGGUACAGUUGCAAAUGUUACGAUUUGCUCAAGAGGGAACUGGAAGAAGACGUUAUUGACAUUAUUAAAGAAAAAGAGGACAAACUAAUACUCGAAAAGUUCAGCAGUGCAAAAAGGGGAACAAAAAUUGAGAAUAAAUCAAAGUCAGAAAGUACAAAAUCAACUCCAUCAAAUGUAACAGGAAAAAGCAAUUGUAGAUUGUGCGGCGAUAAAAUUUGUGAUUGUGCAUUCGAAUCGAGACCGAGAAUAAAACGAACACCUUGACGUUGUUAAAAUUUACAUUGUAAUAGUACCUUAAUAAAAUCAUUAUUUUUA